Messenger RNA from Cryptomeria japonica (Japanese cedar), 2441 nucleotides. Its product is annotated as 65-kDa microtubule-associated protein 1. The transcript is spliced from 11 exons. NCBI's taxonomy places the organism in Eukaryota, Viridiplantae, Streptophyta, Pinopsida, Cupressales, Cupressaceae. Gene Ontology annotation, cellular component: cytoplasm; spindle. The coding region runs from base 170 to 2089 and encodes 639 amino acids. The record is from RefSeq and is a predicted model, not a curated record. Gene Ontology annotation, molecular function: microtubule binding. Gene Ontology annotation, biological process: microtubule cytoskeleton organization.
AGUGCAUGUCAUGCACCAUAUUUUUCCUCAUUCUCCCUCACUUGAAGCAUACUCAUUGAAAUUGUGCAAGAAAAAAUAGAAUUUUCAAAGCUCUGUUAUUGAGUCACUUCACCUACCACUUUAUUUUCUUUUUCCUUCAAUCCAUUUGGUCUGACAUUUCUGCUAGGUAAUGGCAAUCAAACGAGACGAUGAUGUUGUUGGCGAUCAAAGCAAAACCCAAGUCUCAGAUGUAAAAAUUCAGCUACCUGGUAUGGUUUUACAAGCUCUUUCUUCUUUGAAGAAUACAGCAAUGGCAACUAAGACAUUACAUAACUCCGUGUUAAACGAGACCACUUGUGGGUCGCUGUUGCAUGAUCUACAGUUGAUAUGGGAUGAAGUGGGAGAAAAUGAUACUGAAAGGGACAAGAUGCUGCUGCAAUUGGAGCAAGAAUGCUUGGAAGUCUACAGGAGGAAAGUGGACAAGGCUAAUUUGUCCAGGGCUCAGUUACAUCAGCAGCUUGCUGAUUCAGAGGCUGAGCUAGCUCAUCUUCUUUCGGUUUUAGGUGAAAGAUCCUUUGUCGGGCGGCCAGAAAAGCAAUCAGGAACGCUGAAGGAACAAAUAGCUGCAAUUGCACCAGCUUUGGAGGAUCUAAGGCAGAAAAAAGAAGAAAGGAUUAAAAAGUUUAUGGAUGUUCAAGUGCAGAUACGUCAAAUUUGUGAUCAGAUUGCCGGAAACUCAAAGCCUCAUGACAUCUAUGAAAGUCUAAGGUUGGAUGAUCACGACCUCUCUUUGAAGAAGCUUGAUGAAUUUCAUUUACAGCUUCAAGAGCUUCACAGGGAAAAGAAUGACAGGCUCCAGAAAGUCCUUGAUUAUGUUAACAUUGUGCAUGAUCUUUCGGCUGUUGUGGGAAUAGAAUUCUCUAAGAUUAUUUCUGAAGUUCAUCCGAGCCUGGAUGAUUCUACAGGCAUUGAGUCAAUGAGCAUAAGUGAUGGCACCCUUGGGAAACUGGCCAACACCGUGGAAUCUCUGAAAAAUGAGAAACAGAGGCGCUUGCAAAAGAUCCAGGAACUGGGUGCAGAACUAAUGGAAUUGUGGAAUCUGAUGGAUAUUCCUAAAGAGGAACAGAAACAUUUUAAUCACGUGACUUGCUAUAUUUCAGCUUCAGUGGAAGAAGUGUCAGUGCCUAGAGCACUUGCUCUUGAUAUCAUUGAAGAGGCCGAGGUUGAAGUAAAAAGGUUGGAUCAGCUCAAAGCUAGCAAACUGAAGGAGCUUCUAGUUAAGAAGCAAACAGAACUUGAAGAUAUAUACAGGCGGGCUCACAUGGAAAUUGACAUCAAGUCUGCACAAGAGAAUAUAAUGGCCAUGAUUGAUUCUGGUACCAUUGAUCAUUUGGAUCUUCUGGCAAGCAUGGAUGAUCAGAUUGCAAAAGCCAAAGAAGAGGCACAAAGUCGGAAAGAAAUAAUGGAGAAGGUGGAGAAAUGGAUGGCGGCUUGUGAAGAAGAAAAUUGGUUGGAGGAUUAUAACAGGGAUGAAAACAGAUACAGCGUGAGCAGAGGUGCCCAUAUAAACCUUAAGCGGGCGGAACGUGCGCGGGUGAUGGUUAACAAAAUUCCUGCACUCGUGGAUUCAUUGAUGGCAAAAACCAGGGGUUGGGAGGAAGAAAGAGGAACGACUUUCUUAUAUGAUGAAGUGCCGCUUUUGGCUAUGUUAGAUGAAUACAACAUGUUAAGGCAGGAGAGAGAGGAGGAAAAAAGGAGGUUCAGGGAUAAGAAACGUCUUCAGGGGCAAUUGACAAUUGAACAAGAAACCUUUUUUGGUGCAAGGGCAAGUCCGCAUAAGCAGCUUUCAAGCAAAAAAGCUAUGGGCCUGCGUCUGAAUGGAAACUCUGUAAAUGGAAACUCUGUAAAUGGCCCUCCUUUCAAUAGGAGAUUAUCUCUUGGUGUCCAGCAUACCAGAAUGAAUGGGCUUACUCCUGCUCGACAAGGUCUUCCUGUCAAUGGCAAAAGAGAGCACACAAGACCAAUGGUUCCUCUGAAUUAUACUUACGUUUCACAUGAAGAUUCAGCUUCACAGUUUUCUGCUCAUGGCUCUACUCCAUCCUCCCCUUAGAACAAAAACAUGCGCUGAUUACGCUUUGAAGAUGAUCAAGGAAAGUUAUGUGCAAUGCAUAGUGGAUAAGAUGCUGUAAUAGGUUAACUGCGAGUAAUUAACCAUUAGCUUUUUCGGUAGUAUGUGAGAAUUUGAUGAGAAGUGCAGGUUGCUCUGCCUUCGCCAAAGUUAAGCUCAGACAGGUUUCGUCUGGCUUAAUUUAAGUAUUUUGUAAAGAGCACUAUCUUUUGUGGUGAUUUCAAAUACCUUAGAUCAAUGCCCUUGGUCACAGUUUCUUGUUCAAUCCUGAAAAAUAAUACAAACUUGUAUCUACACAGUAAAUAUAAAUAUAUAAGAGUUCAUUUUCAUCUGA